Messenger RNA from Fundulus heteroclitus (mummichog), 1394 nucleotides. It is a transcript of the gene stx12, whose product is annotated as syntaxin 12. The record is from RefSeq and is a predicted model, not a curated record. Gene Ontology annotation, biological process: vesicle-mediated transport; intracellular protein transport; vesicle fusion. Gene Ontology annotation, cellular component: SNARE complex; endomembrane system; synaptic vesicle. Lineage: Eukaryota; Metazoa; Chordata; Actinopteri; Cyprinodontiformes; Fundulidae. Gene Ontology annotation, molecular function: SNAP receptor activity; SNARE binding.
UCAUCGCUUGCAUUUGAGAAACGGCCUUAAUAACAAAAUGUCCUACGGGAAAGCAGAAUUCCGCCCUGUCCCAAGAGACUUCAGCUCUCUCAUUCAGACAUGCAGCUCAAACAUCCAGAAGAUCACACAGAACAAGGCAACAGAAGAUUCAGAGGGACCGGCUUAUGAAUGACUUCUCCGCAGCUCUCAACAACUUCCAAGCUGUCCAGCGGCAAGCAGCAGACAAAGAGAGGGAAUCGAUAGCAAGAGCGAGGGCUGGUUCCCGCCUAUCGACUGAAGACAAUUAUCGGGAUGAAAAGCUUGUCUCCUUUGAUAAUCAAGAGGACCUUGGUCCAAUUACCACCCAGACAGAAGAAGUGGCCAUUACAGAGGAGGAUCUGGAGCUUAUCAAGGAGAGAGAAACCAACAUUAGACAGCUUGAGUCUGACAUCAUGGAUGUAAACCAGAUCUUUAAGGACCUGGCAGUCAUGAUUCAUGACCAGGGAGAGAUGAUCGACAGUAUAGAGGCCAACGUGGAGAACGCUGAGGUCCAUGUAGAACGUGGAGCAGAACAGCUCCAGAGAGCCGUGUACUACCAACAAAAAUCCAGGAAGAAGAUGUGUAUUCUUGCCAUAAUUUGUUCCAUUGUAAUCAUCAUUCUUGCUGUUAUUAUCUGGUGGGCUUCCAAAUGAGCUGAUUUCUUCCAAUUAGUGUUCCAGUACUCUAUUUAACCCCGCAAGACCCCUUUCACCCUGACCUCACUGACCAGAACAAGAACAAGAAAAGCUGAUCACAGUAAGACUGUCUCCAAAGUUCAUCAAUAUUGAGGGCUUGACAAUUUGACCAUGUAGUCAUUAUGAAUGAUUAAGUCUGUUGAUUUUUAAAGUAGAUUUAAAAGCUACUUUAACUUUGUAGAGGAGGCCGUGGAGGACUGGGAGAUGUUUGGGAGCAAUCUGCUAUAUGAAAUUCCUUCAUUUCCCUUUACUUACUUUGCUGCGCUAACACUAGCUGUCACUGUAUUUCAAAUAUACAAAUAUUAUAAGGAACAACUUUAAUAUUGGCAAAUUGUCAAGAUUUUCUUUUAAGUGUUGUGUUGUUUUGUUUUUUCUGUAGGUUGAUAUUGUGGCAUCUUCUUGUGUAGAUGUUGUGAACAGCCGGUUCUCCUGUUGUGAGUGGUAACCCUCAUAGUGAUGCAGAAGUAUGGUUGUCAAGUGGUAGUACAUGUUGAAAAUGCUAAAUAAAACAUUAUUUGCCUAACUAUUGAGCUCAGUACAUGAAAGUUGAUAUAAAAUUCUGAAAUAGAGGACCAGCCUUUAUAUAUAAUAAAGCUUUGAUUUUAAUGACUGUUUGUACCACAUGCCUCAUGUUUAUAUUUCUUGUCUAGCAAGCAUACCCCAAGUAAAAAUGCUAAGCAA